AUGGAGAAUGGAGCAGCAAGAAUGUCGGCACGCAAUGCGAUAAUGGGAGAAAACGUUUACGACAUCGACUCGGUAAAGGUGCUGCUGCGACAAAGUAUUCGCCAGUUCGAAAGAUCAUUCUCGAAGAGAGGAGGCGGGCGGCGCCAGUCUGGCAUAGAAGAUAAGGACACUGUGGAAGACAUUCAAUGGGUCUGUGAACUCCUACCUGGGUUGUGGUGUCGUAGCCUGAGAAGAAGUCCACAAAAGAUGCCAAGAAGACCAAGAAGGACAAGGAAGAACAUAAACCAUGCAGGACACCAAUAA
This is a messenger RNA of Cooperia oncophora, 303 nucleotides long. Lineage: Eukaryota; Metazoa; Nematoda; Chromadorea; Rhabditida; Trichostrongylidae. The record is from the annotation of a GenBank genome assembly.